AUGGCCCAAGAAGAGAAAUGGGAGCCCUUCGCUCAUGUUGUGGACGACGACGACGACGACGACGAGGUCUUCUUCCGCGGGCAGCUCCUCCCCCUCCGCCCCUCCCUCAGCUCCUCCUCCUCCUCCUGCUGCUCCUCCUCCGAGAGCGCCCUCUUCCGGUCCGGUUCGCUCUCCGACUCGCUCGACCGGUCCGCCUCCUCGACCGGCCUCAGCAGCCGCAGCAGCAGCGGCUGCGUCAGCCGCAGCCCCUCCUCCAACGGCGGCGCGGACGCGGCGGCGGGGGCGGGGGCGGGGGCGGGGGCGCGGCUCUCCGCGUCGGCCAACUACUUGCUGUUCGCGCUCCCGAGCCCCUCCCCGCAGAUCCGCAGGAAAGGCGGCGCCGGCGGAGCGCCGCCGCGCCGGAGCACGAGCUCGCACGGGCCCGGGCUGUUCCGCCUCGGCGUCGCGCGCGCCCCGGACCUCAUUGAGCUCCGCGACCUCCGCAUGCGCUCGCGCUCGCACGCCGACGCCGCCGCCGCCGCCGCCGCCGCGCGUGACGGGAAAAAAUCACUCGGUAGCAGCAGCAAUGGCAACAGCAACAUUAACAACAAUAACAACAGUAAUAGUAUUGGUGGUAGCUUCAGGUUGUUGUUUCCGGGCAAUGGAGGCGGACGCGGCAACGAGCAAAAGGCGGCGGGGAGGAGGUCGACGAGGGCGGCGUCGUUCAUGGGACGUGGGUUCGGGUGCAGCUGCGCGCCCGAUGCGGUCGAGCCGGUGAGCUCGCCGCUCGCGGCGUCUUCACGCAAGAAGGCGGCGGCAGCGGUGGUGUCAUCCCCACCGAUGAAGAAAGACGAGGAGGAGGAGGAGGAGCAAGAGAGAAGGGGGUUGAAGAGAGGUGAGAGCAUGUGUAGGAGGAGGAUCCUGGAGUGGAUGGAGGAGCUCUCCAUUGGAAAGGUGGUGGUCCGUUAGUGUGCCGUCGGACUUUUGUUAUUAUCUGCAGCAGUCGUGGAUUGCUCAGUUGAUCUGUAUUUUGAGACUGUUUCUUCUAAGACGAUGGUUUUAAUGUACUGGACUUCUUAAAAUUAUGUUGCUACUGCGUGAAUCUCCAACGUUUUAAAGAAUUUUUGAUUCGCUGGGCGUGUCGAUAAUCAAAGUGGCUGUACUUGGAGGAUGUAAUCUUAAAUCAACCCUCAAAUUCGAAACACGAAGUAAGUUGUAGUUUGAUGACUCGGAAAGAUAAGGAAUUCUAAGUCGCCAUAGAAUUGAGGACAAACUAAUUGGAGAGUCCACGUACGACUAAUGUGGUAGACCAAUUCAGAUCAUAAUUUAGAGAGAGAGAGAGUGGUAAAAAGGGUGGAGUGUUUGAAGAUGGUAAUUUUGGUUUGAAUUAAUGUUUUUUUUUUGGUACUAAAACUAAAAAAACAUCAAUCAAUUUGUAAAUGUUGUUCUAC
Ananas comosus (pineapple) is the source of this 1430-nucleotide messenger RNA. RefSeq names its product sex determination protein fruitless-like. The transcript has a single exon. The record is from RefSeq and is a predicted model, not a curated record. The coding region runs from base 1 to 948 and encodes 315 amino acids. NCBI's taxonomy places the organism in Eukaryota, Viridiplantae, Streptophyta, Magnoliopsida, Poales, Bromeliaceae.